Molecule: messenger RNA, 1065 nt
Organism: Fonsecaea erecta
Lineage: Eukaryota; Fungi; Ascomycota; Eurotiomycetes; Chaetothyriales; Herpotrichiellaceae
Exons: 1
Coding region: 1-1065 (354 amino acids)
Source: RefSeq, a predicted model, not a curated record
AUGGGUGGGAUUCUGGUCGCUCCGCGAGACUAUCCUGCCUUUCCUGUUGACAGCCAACAACUCGCCUACCUCAUCGAACAUAAGGGGUUGGUCAUGCCAGAGAUCCCUUCGCUGGAUAUUCAAGCUCUGAACAAAGCAGACGGCCUGGCACGCUUGGUGACCCUCAUCCAGAUGACCUGGUUUUGCAUCUCUUUCAUUGCUCGGGGUGCAACUGGGCUGGGAUACUCGACACUUGAAGUGACAACGCUCGCAUUCAUAAUUUGCACGCUACAUACAUUCUCCUUCUGGUACUAUAAGCCUUUAGAUCCACAGUCGCAGCGCGUCGUGCCUAUCGACGCCAGCAUUGAUCAACUUUGCCAGCGACCAGGUCCUGACACAACGAGCUCGAAGACAACUCCUGAAGUCACUGUCACCACCACCACCACCACCAGUCCCCCCGUCAUCGCCAGCGCACCUGCGGCUCCAGCAACCUCCUCCUUGUGCAUCGAGACUUACUCACGGACUCCACUCGACUUCGUCAAGCCGCCCCCUGACCCGAAGAGUCUGACGGUGCCGUUCUGGUACGGCUUUUCAGCCGUGUUCUUCCAUGAACAGAAGGCCCAACAGAAGCCCGCACAGACCAUGGCGAACAGCGUCACCCUCCCGCCCGGCGGCCUCACCAUGGGCGUGACUAUCUACACGAUGCUGUUCCAGCUCAUGUACCACGGGCUCCACCUCGGCUUCGCGUGGCUGGCCGCGUUCCCCUCGCGCACCGAGUUCUACCUCUGGCUCGUGUCCAGCGGCACCGACUUCGUCCUGAUCCUGCUCUACUGCCUCGUCGCCCCGCUUGGCGCGUACAACACGCGCGAGCUGGGCCGGUACUUUUUCAAGCACGAGGCCACCAGCAUCCCCGAGCUCGCGAAUAUGUUGCCGCCCUGGCUUAAAAUCCUAUUGCACGCCCCCUUCGUUGUCGUGUACAUGGCUGCGCGGGCCAUCGUGCUGGCCGAGUCGCUCGCCAGUCUCCGAGCACUCCCUGCGUCCGUCUACCAAGACGUGAACUGGCCAAACUUCAUGCCGCACGUGUGA